This is a messenger RNA of Octopus bimaculoides (California two-spot octopus), 977 nucleotides long. Its product is annotated as serine/threonine-protein kinase 33. The record is from RefSeq and is a predicted model, not a curated record. NCBI's taxonomy places the organism in Eukaryota, Metazoa, Mollusca, Cephalopoda, Octopoda, Octopodidae. Gene Ontology annotation, molecular function: ATP binding; protein kinase activity. Gene Ontology annotation, biological process: protein phosphorylation.
UUCAAGAGCUUUCUUCAAGAAAUGCUGAAAGAGCUCUAGCUAUGACUACAGCCGCCAAUUCACAAGCAGAGAAAUUAGACGAUGUGCCCCAUUUAAGGCUGGAUUCUGAGUCAGUUUUAGAAAAUGCCUACCAAAUAGGAGAAAAGAUUGGCCAGGGUAGUUUUGGCAAGGUUUAUAAAGUUACCGACAAAAAAACCGGUGAGAGAUGGGCAAUGAAAUGCAUCAGCAAGCAAAAGUCUGGCAAUGCACCGAUACACUUGUUUGAGAGGGAAGUGGCAAUAUUAAAGAGAGUGAGGCACGAAAAUAUUAUAAUGUUGAAAGAAGUUUACGAAACGCAUGAUAAAGUCUUUCUAAUUAUGGAAUACUGUAGCGGCGGAGAACUGGGCAAACAACUGAGUGCUGCAGUGAAGUUUGAUGAAGCUGUUGUCAAGAACGUCAUGACUUCUCUAGUGAGUGCAAUAUCCUAUCUUCAUAAAUGUGGUGUAGUCCAUCGAGAUUUAAAACUGUCCAACAUUUUGCUAAGCAAAGAACCAAAAAUUGAAGACAAAAACUUCUUCAUUAAGGUAACUGAUUUUGGUCUCUCUGUUGUUAAAGAAGGGGUUCGUCCAGAAAACAUGUUAAAUUCCUUUUGUGGCACAUUGAAUUACAUGGCACCAGAAAUUGCCGAAAAUAAAAACUACAGUCAGCAGUGCGAUGUCUGGGCCAUGGGUAUCAUAACAUAUCAGUUACUUUGCAGUUAUCCACCCUUUUAUGCCAAUGACGAGAAAGAAUUGAUAAAGAAAAUAAAAAUCGGGAAAAUUGUAUUUAGUUCACCUGACUGGGACAGCAUCAGCAGUGAAGCCAAAGACUUUGUCAAAAAAUUAUUGCAUGUUGAUCCAAGUCAUCGUUUGACGGCACCGGAGGCCUCACAGCACACUUGGCUUACGGGAAUCAAAGACACAGUAGGUGUGUUGUGUUUUUAAACAGAACAUUUCGUU